ACCCCACAGGAGCUCGCGCUACCGGAUACCUGCGAAUUCUCAAAUCGUUUCCCUUUACGGCACGCGGCGUCUAACUCCGGAUCGCGCGGGCUCAUGCGUGAGACACGGGACCGCGGUUGAAGAAACUACAGAAAAUCCCCCGGAAUAGAGCGCACCGUUAGUCAGGGGUCCCCCAUAAAUAAGACACCUAGCAGUUCUUGCUUGCCUGUUCUUAUAUUAUAAAGUCACAGUCCUCGCUGAAUACAGCGGCCGAGAAUCAAAGAAACCCGUUUUAUAACUUGGCGACUACGGGGUAACGGCGCUUACAGUGGAAUUACGCAGAUGCACGGUCUUCUGGAUGGAUGAUUUUGAUCAGCUCUCUUGUUUCCCCGCUUAUAUGAGUGAUGUCUGGGGAGCCAAUCUUGCCGUGAUGUACCUGGGUGCCGUGACCAAGUCUCAUCCCGUGUGACCGCUGCUAGCGGACCGAUUUGGAGGAGAGCUGACGGCUGGAGAAGGAGAAAAUGACAGCUCUUAUCCCUGUGCUGAUUCUACUCACUGGGGUCUCUGUCUCAUUGACUCUAAAGGUGGUAUCAAAAAGAGGCUCAGUGGAUGGCUGUACAGACUGGUCCGUGGACUACCUGAAGUAUCGAGUGCUGCAUGGGGAACCUGUGCGAAUCAAGUGUGCUCUGUUCUACGGCUACAUCCGGGCGAGCUACACGCAGGCACAGGCAGGCGGUCUCAGCCUCAUGUGGUACCGCAGCUCAGGCCAGGGCCACGGAGACUUCGAAGAGCCCAUCUCCUUUGACGGCUUGCGCACACUCAAAGAGGAGGACGCCAUCUGGUUCCGCCCGGCCGAGCUGCAGGACGGCGGUCUCUACUCCUGCGUACUGAGGAACUCGACGUUCUGCAUGAAGGUGUCCAUGUCUCUGCUGGUGGCUGAUAAUGACACAGCGGCCUGUUACAGCUCCAAACUGCGCUACAUGGAGAAGGCCGAGCUGGGCAAGAGCAAAACCAUCUCGUGCCCUGACAUCCAGGACUACGUCCAGCCUGGCCACACGCCACAGAUCACGUGGUACAAGGAGUGCAGUGUCUGGCAGUGGAGACCCGCUAUAGUGCAGUCUGCAGACACACUUUCUAUCCAGGAGGUGACAGAGGACGACACUGGCAGUUAUACCUGCGAGCUCCCCUUCGGAGGAUUCCUCGUGCGAAGGACUACUUACCUGAGCGUGACAGCUCCUAUGACUGAAGACCCUCCAAAGAUCCUGUUCCCUUCUGAAAAUAAACUUCUCACCUUGGACAUGAAGAUGGGAGCUGCAGUCAACCUGACGUGCCGCGCAUUCUUCGGUUACAGCGGCGAUGUCAGCCCACUUGUGUACUGGAUGAAGGGAGAGAAGUUCAUCGAGGACAUGGACCAAAGUCGCAUUAGAGAGAGUGACAUCAGGACCAUCAGAGAGCACCUGGGCGAGCAGGAAAUGUCCAUCACUUUGACAAUAGAUUCAUUAGAAGAAGGAGAUCUGGGUAAUUACUCAUGUUACGCAGAGAAUGGGAACGGAAGAAGACAGACCAGCAUACAGAUCAGCAAACGAGUGGAGCUGAUGUACACAGCGGAGCUGGCUGGAGGGCUGGGUGCCAUCUUUCUGCUGCUGCUUCUGCUGCUAUCCAUCUAUAAGUGCUACAGGAUUGAACUGCAGCUUUGCUAUAGGCAUCACUUCGGUGGAGAGGACACAGACGGAGAUCAUAAGGAGUAUGACGCGUACCUGUCCUACAGUAAAGUGGAGCUGGAUCAGUGGGGGCAGGAGUUGCAGGAGGAGGAGCACUUCGCUCUGGAGAUCCUCCCGGAUGUUCUGGAGAAGCACUAUGGCUACAAGCUCUUCAUUCCCGACAGGGACCUUAUCCCUACCAGCAGUCUCAGCAAUGAACAUUACCAGGAUGACACACAGCUUCUUAGAGCGUACAUUGAGGAUGUGACGCGCUGCGUGGAGAUGAGCAAACGUCUGAUCAUCGUGCUGACUCCAGGCUAUGUGCUGCGCCGCGGGUGGAGCAUCUUCGAGAUGGAGUCACGCCUGCGCAAUUCGCUGUUGUCGGGCGACACCAAGGUGGUGCUGAUCGAGUGCGGCGAGCUGCACGGCGUCAUCAACUACCAGGAGGUGGAGGAGCUGAAGCAGUCAAUCAAGUCUCUGAGCGUGGUGCGCUGGGCCGGGCCGCGUAGCAACGAGCCCGGCUCGCGCUUCUGGAAGCGCCUGCGCUACGCCAUGCCCUGUCACCGCCCUCCACCCGCCCUGGCCGGCCGGGCGGCCGACGGCGGCGAGCCGGUGCCCUUCGCUGACCUGCGCACGGCCUCGGCCAUGACGGCGGCGGCGGCGACGGCCCCGGCGCGGCCCGAGCUCCGGGCAGCACUGCGCAGCUCAUACCGGGCGCACUCGCUGGCGCGGCAGAAGCACGCACACUUCCGCAGCUACGAGUACGAGCUGCCGCUGGCCGCCGGGGCCUCGCUGCCACUGGAGUCACCGCCCGCUUACUGCAACCUGCCGCUGGCGCUGCUCAACGGCCAGAGGCCGACGGCCAAGGGUUCGCGCCAGCACAGCCUGGACGAGCCACACGGCAACAAUGCCAUGCUGCCGCUGCUACCCCGAGAGACCAGCAUCUCCAGUGUCAUCUGGUGAUGUGGCGCCGUGACCGGCCGACUCCC
Electrophorus electricus (electric eel) is the source of this 2668-nucleotide messenger RNA. It is a transcript of the gene il1rapl1a, whose product is annotated as interleukin 1 receptor accessory protein-like 1a. Gene Ontology annotation, biological process: signal transduction; negative regulation of exocytosis. The record is from RefSeq and is a predicted model, not a curated record. NCBI's taxonomy places the organism in Eukaryota, Metazoa, Chordata, Actinopteri, Gymnotiformes, Gymnotidae. Gene Ontology annotation, molecular function: interleukin-1 receptor activity.